GCCUUUGCCUAUCAGACGGACUCUUGGAUGCAAAACUUCGUCUGAUAUCUCUCAUGACCUACCAGACUUUGGCCGGGUGCACGUUUGUACCUUGUCCUGCGUCUUAAACCCUUCGCUUGAAUGGAGGCGAUAAAAGAAGACUCGGAGUUUUCUGUCGACGACGACCAUGAGACAGUUGUUAGCUCUGAUAACGAGGCGGCGAUACGCGGCGUCGUAUUUGGCAAGUCGGUCCGUUCCUCAUUUGCCUCGCUUCACUUGGCUUGUCCCAUUCAGGAUAGUGGCGAUUAUAAUGACGAUGAAAAUAUGGAUCACGUUUUGGUACGAUUGCAGUUUAUGAAGGACAAUAAAGAACUCAGGUCCCAUUGUCGCCGAUUUUGCAAGUUGGGAGAUUUCAUGACAAUUCGCGGAGGAACUUGGAAGUCAAUUGCUGAUACGAAGGUAGACACACAAUGGCAAGCACCGCGGAUGGUCGUCGACCUGCAUUCAUUGAAAGACGCUACAAGGAUUCUGCGAUUGACUACACCACGAUGUUGGAAUAUGAAACGCUGUCAAAAUUGGCAACAAGAAUAUCUCGACGUCAACCCAUUACAAGGAAAGAUUACGGGGCUAAAUUCCGCUUUAUCCUCCUCCGAUACUAUCCUUAGCACUCCUCAACUGGGUGGAAGGAAUUGCCACGCCGGUGGACUCGGGAAACGGAGACAGGGCGAGUACGUGACCAACUUUCUCGUUAAUAUGACAAUGCAGCAGAUAUUCGAUCGUAAGCAUCCGAUUACGCAUGCAUUUCCAGAUUCAUCAGAAUGGGCUACCCUAGACGGAAGUAUGACCAAACUCAAGUUCCCUCAUUUACUAGUUCUCCGUCAGCAAGCUAUUGAUGCUCUCAAUGGCGGUACUGGCGUCGUCGAUGCCGCUGGUGGAUCCGGACAUGUCUCCAUGGCACUUGGAUUGGCUGGUGUACAGUCCACAAUCGUCGAUCCAAGACCAAGUACUGAUCCUCAUCCAUCGCGUGCACUUUUUAUUAGAGAGACUGUGGGAAAACUUCCAGGUAGAGAUCGAAAAAUUUGGAAUCGAGCGAUGCACAAGCGACGAAUGCACUCAUUGCAACCAAACCUCGAGUUAGUAGAUGACGGUUCAACUAUGUAUUGUCAGCCGGUCCAGUACAGCUCGUAUCGAGCCUGGUUUGGUAAACCUGUGGAGUUUCGACACGACGAACAAGCAUCCUUGCCAGUUUGUGAAGGAGACCACUAUUUGUUGUCGAACUGUACGGCUAUUGUAGCGCUGCAUCCUGACAAAGCUACGGACGCAAUCGUUGACGUAGCAAUUCAGAGACAAGUGCCUUUGGUGAUUGUUCCAUGCUGUGUCUUCUUUCGACUGUUUCCGCAUCGAAGAAGACCCGGUAUCGAUAAACCCGUAAGCACUCACGAGGACUUGCUCCAUUUCUUAUCGGGAAAAGAUCCGACCAUACGUCGGACGACCUUGCCGUUCGAAGGAGCAAACACGAUCCUUUGGUCAGUAUUUUGA
Phaeodactylum tricornutum CCAP 1055/1 is the source of this 1518-nucleotide messenger RNA. RefSeq lists its product with no specific name. Bases 121 to 1518 code for a protein of 465 amino acids. The record is from RefSeq and is a predicted model, not a curated record. Lineage: Eukaryota; Bacillariophyta; Bacillariophyceae; Surirellales; Neidiaceae. The transcript has 2 exons.